Molecule: messenger RNA, 2471 nt
Organism: Pelecanus crispus (Dalmatian pelican)
Lineage: Eukaryota; Metazoa; Chordata; Aves; Pelecaniformes; Pelecanidae
Source: RefSeq, a predicted model, not a curated record
UGUCUAGUAAUGCAGCCCAUGAUGAUAUCUGUGAAUUAAAACUCACUGCAAAGCUAAGUGCAUUCAGUAUUACAGUGUGUGAUCAGACCUGUAGAAUUGCAGACAUUAGAAUACAAGGAAUGGAUGCAUCUGUAGCUAUGAAAACUAAAAAGAUUAAAGUGUUCUCCAGACUUGAGGACAUUGUAAUUACAAAUGUUGAUCCAAAAACAAUCCAUAAAAAGGCUGUUUCCAUAAUGGGAGAUGAAGUGUUUAGAUUUCACAUGUCACUUUAUCCAGAUGCUACUGCAGGGGAAGCCUAUGCUGAUAUGUCAAGGGUGGAUGGUAAAAUGUCUCUGAAAGUGGGCUGCAUCCAAAUAAUUUACCUACAUAAAUUCUUUAUGUCUCUCUUGAACUUCCUAAACAAUUUCCAAAUGGCACAAGAAGCCCUGACUGCAGUCACUGUCCAGGCAGCAGAAAUGGCUGCUUCUAGCAUGAAAGACUUUGCUAAAAAGAGCUUCCGCCUCUUAAUGGAUGUCAACUUGAAAGCUCCAGUUAUAGUUGUUCCUGAAUCUUCAACUUCAUAUAAUGCUUUGGUAGCUGAUCUUGGCUUAAUCAGAGUUCAGAAUGAAUUCAAGCUGGUGUCUUCAGAUGAAUCUUCUCUUCCUCCAGUCAUUGACAGCAUGGAUGUGCAGCUAACUCAUUUGAAAUUAUCAAGGUGCAUUAUAUCCACAGAUUCUCAACCAGAUUCUGAAAUUCUGUGUCCUGUGAGUUUGACUUUACUGGUCCAGAGAAAUUUAGCAGCAACUUGGUAUCAUAAAACCCCAACAAUUGGUAUCAAAGGAGACCUAAAACCAAUGCAGAUUGCACUCAGUGAAGAUGAUCUAACUGUUGUCAUGAAAAUUUUACUGGAAAACCUUGGAGGGGCUUCUUCCCAGCCAGAUACUGUGCAAGAGAUCAUUGAAGAUACACAGAUACUUAAAAAAGGGAAAGCUGCAAAUGAAUCUGAUUUCUGUGAGGGUCCUCUUCUUGCUUUUGGACAAAAAAAUGUUUCUACAGUUCAGUCUUCUGUGGAAUGUUAUACGACACUUAAAUUUGACUUUAAUUUUGAGUCACUUUCAGUAACUCUCUACAACAGUGAUACGAAUCAGAAGUCUCUGCUUUCGCUGCAUACUGACAAAUUACGCCUUGGUGAACUCCGACUGCAUCUCAUGGCAUCAUCGGGGAAGAUGUUUUCAGAUGGCUCAAUGGAUAUUAAUGUUAAACUCAAGACAUGUACCCUGGAUGAUCUCAGAGAAGGAAUUCAGAAUGUGACUGCAAGAAUGAUAGACAAGAAAGAUGACACAAAUGACAGUUCUAUGAUAGAUAUAAGCUACAAGCAGGAUAAAAAUGGAACUGAACUCGUUGCUGUCCUUGACAAGCUGUAUGUAUGUGCCAGUAUGGAAUUUUUGUUGACAGUAGCAGAUUUUUUCAUUAACUCAAUGCCAGCAUCCUCAGCUGAAAGAUCUGCACAGUUCCAAUUAAAGCGUGUUGCUUCUGGGAAGUCCAAGCCAGAAACAGAAACAUCUGUACUGCCAAAUAUGACAGUAAAGGCUGUGAUCAUGGAUCCAGAAAUUGUAUUUGUUGCUAAUUUGACUGAUGCUAAUGCCCCCGCCUUAAAAGUUUCCUUCCAGUGUGACUUUUCGCUGACAUCUGGAAAGCUUGCACAAAGGAUGACUGCUCAAGUGAAGGGCUUCAAAGUGUUGGCCUGUGCCUUUCUCAAAGAAAAACAAGACAAGAGUGUUACUACAGUGUUACGGCCAUGUUCUUUGGUUAUGGAAAAUAUGAUGCAUGUCUCAGGGUUACAAACUGUGGUAGUAACAAUAGAAGAACUUACUAUAAAGAUCUCACCAAUAAUUCUGAAUACUGUGAUGACCAUUAUGGCUGCCAUAAAACCCAAAACAACAGAGGAGGAUUCUAGAGGAGCAACUGAAGUUUCUGAGAAUUUGUGGCAAGUGAAGCCAAUAGAUCAGUGCAGUGCUUGGUUUCUUGGUGUUGAUGUAGCCACAGAAGCAACAGAAACUUUUAAGGACCGUGAACAUGUUCUGAAAGAAGAGAAAUUUGACAUUGUAGUGAAAUCAGUUCAGAUCACCUUGGAAUGUGGUCUGGGACAUCGUACUGUCCCUUUAUUGUUAGUAGAAUCCAUGUUUUCAGGUGUCCUUAAAAACUGGUCCUCGCUGAUGGAGGUCACCGCUGAUAUGUCACUGGAGAUUCAUUAUUACAAUGAAACCUAUGCAGUGUGGGAGCCACUUAUUGAACGAAUUGAAGGAGGAAAGAAGCAAUGGAGUUUAAAGCUGGAAAUGAAGACUAACCCUGUCCAAGAGAGAAGUUUGAUGCCUGGGGAUGAUUUCAUUAUUCUUCCUGAGCCACAAACUGCAGUUAACAUCUCUUCGAAGGAUACAAUGAACAUAACAAUAUCCAAAUGUUGUCUUGCUGUUUUCAGUAAUUUAGCCAAG